Molecule: messenger RNA, 1975 nt
Organism: Gossypium arboreum
Lineage: Eukaryota; Viridiplantae; Streptophyta; Magnoliopsida; Malvales; Malvaceae
Product: B3 domain-containing transcription factor VRN1-like
Exons: 6
Coding region: 241-1221 (326 amino acids)
Molecular function (GO): DNA binding
Source: RefSeq, a predicted model, not a curated record
GGGGACAAAUUUCAUUUAAGAAAAUUGGGUAAAAAAAAGUGUUACAAAACCAUGAGCUGGUCAAACAAGUCAAGAGAACAAAUUAUCCUCAUUAGAUGUGUUUCUUGCAGCAGUGAACAUAAUCUCAUAUGAUUAAAUCUCUUGUCAGAAUUUGUAAAUGUAAUCACAAUAAAUAUAAGGGCAUAAUAGAGCUUUUCUUCUUCAAUCUCUCUCACUUCCAUUGAUUUUAAGAAAAGAAAAAUGUUAACUUCAUCCAUGAAUCAUCCAAAAACACUUCAUUUUUUCAGGAUUAUUCUUUCUCAAACUCAAAAGCUUCCCUUGCCGAAAAGGUUCGUUAGUUUAUACGGAGACGAUCUAUCGAAUACCGUAAUCGUUAAAGCUCCGACGGGGCCAGAAUGGAAAGUAGAGUUGAUGAAAUGUGAUGGUGAGAUUUGGUUAGCUAAUGGUUGGAAAGACUUCGCGGAUUAUUUCUCUUUGAAGUAUGGGAACCUAUUGAUCUUUAGAUACGAAGGUCAUUCGCGGUUUUACGUGUUCAUGAUAUUUGAUCAGACUACACUGGAAAUCGAAUACCCGAACGGUAUCGAUAACCAUGAGGUGGAGCUCCAAAUACCGGACGUGGAAGAAGUCGGGAGUGAGGAUGUGGUUGAAAUAGUCAACAACGUAUCGCGAUCCCGGAAAACAACGGAGAAAACGCGUUCUUCGCCUCGUAAGAGAACAAGAAUGCAGGGCGCUACGAAUGCGAAAAAAUCGGAGUUUCGAAUGUCAAGCAGAGAUGGAAGUAAAAUCGGUCCGGAACAAGCUGGUGGAGGCACGUCUGCUGCCCAGAGAUUAUCGGCAUCGUCAGCUAACCAUUUUGGAUCGGAAAAGCCAUUCUUUGUAGUUAAUAUACAGCCAUCGUACAUUACCGCAUUUCGUGCUAAUGUUCCAUUUACGUUCGCGAGAACUUAUUUCACUUGGAAGGAAGCCGAUGUUGUCCUUAAAGAUCGAGACGGGAGAACUUGGCCUAUUCAUCUCAAAGUUUACAAUAAAUAUCAUUGCACAAGCUUUGGCCGUGGUUGGAAGGCAUUUGCAAUCGACAAUGAUUUACGAGUAGGCGACUCUUGUGCCUUUGAACUGCUAGAGGGACCCGAAAUAUCAUUUAGGGUUACUGUUUUCCGGAACCCCGAAGAUUCAAAUGAUCGCCAUACUAGCAGUACGUACAAUACCUACAAGCAUCACUAAGUUAAAGAUUUGUAUGAUUUAGUGACAUCUAUGUAUGUUUUUACGAUGGCUGAUCCGCGGGUCAGCUCGUGGGAGUAAAAUAGGUCAUGGUCGGCACAAGAGGGAAUUGAAUGCUCGGAUUCAGAUUGAAUAUGAUCAUUCUAGUGAAAAUGAAACGAUUAGAUAUUCAAAGAGGAACAAAGAAUCUCAUGUUCCGAGAAGAAAAAUUAAGAACGGAGAUGGAAAGUUCGAUGAGGCGAUGCAGAAUAAGACUUCAGCCCGGCGAGCUAUUCAAAGGCUUCCAAGCAAAGGAACUGCCAUUGCUAGAGCUCUUGAAAGAGUAAGCAAACUCAGGUCGGCUCAUCCGUUGUUCAAAGUCAUUAUCACAACAAAUUUUCUGCAGAGAGGGUUUCCGAGCAUCCCAGAAAGCUUUUGCGACGAACACAUGGAGCAAAUUCCGGAAGAUGUGACCCUUAAAUAUAAGCAUAAAUCAUGGCGUGUAAGGAUGAUUAUUUGCUCAGACAGAGCAGGCCGAUUUAGCAUCGGCUGGCGGGCAUUUGUACAGCGAAAUAAGCUCAAAGUUGGAGACGUUUGUGUGUUUAAGAUGAUCAAGAAAACAAAUAUUGUUUUCGAAGUCUCCAUUUUCAGAGAUGGUUUAACUCUUGGUUGAACAUCUGCUAAGAUUCACCAUGAAUAUGUGACUCGUUUUGUGACUCAGUAAUGUAUGUUAGUUUUGUUUGUAUAAAAAUUUGUAUGACGCAGUAGAUGUCUCAAA